This is a messenger RNA of Oryza brachyantha (malo sina), 396 nucleotides long. RefSeq names its product protein EPIDERMAL PATTERNING FACTOR 2-like. Bases 1 to 396 code for a protein of 131 amino acids. The transcript has 3 exons. Lineage: Eukaryota; Viridiplantae; Streptophyta; Magnoliopsida; Poales; Poaceae. Gene Ontology annotation, biological process: guard cell differentiation; stomatal complex development. The record is from RefSeq and is a predicted model, not a curated record.
AUGUUUAGUGCCAGGGCGCUAGCGUUUGCGUUUGUAGUGCUCGUGAUGGGCUCCUCGUGCGUGGCUGAUGGCGCCAGGACGACACCAGCCGGCGGCCUACGCGACGGCACGGCGGCAUCCGCUGCAAACGGGAGAACUACUGCCUACGACGACGGCCAGACAACGUCCGCGCGCGCGGCGGCGGGGGAGAGGGAAGAAGAGGAGGUGACAACGGGGAUGGACGGCGGCGCGGGGGCGACGGGGUCGAGGCUGCCGGACUGCACGCACGCGUGCGGGCCGUGCUCCCCGUGCCGGCGCGUCAUGGUGAGCCUCCGGUGCGCGGAGGCCGCCGAGUCGUGCCCCAUCGCGUACCGCUGCAUGUGCCGCGGCAGGUUCUUCCGCGUCCCCACCCUCUAG